This is a messenger RNA of Paramormyrops kingsleyae, 3051 nucleotides long. RefSeq names its product synaptogyrin 3a (gene syngr3a). Gene Ontology annotation, cellular component: synaptic vesicle membrane; neuromuscular junction. The record is from RefSeq and is a predicted model, not a curated record. NCBI's taxonomy places the organism in Eukaryota, Metazoa, Chordata, Actinopteri, Osteoglossiformes, Mormyridae.
UCGCGCGCGCCGCUCCCAUGCGGCGGGUGCGCGUACGACACAUUUUAACAUGAUCUAUGAAAAAGCAAAAGCCGAGCGCUGUGACAGCGAACUGGAUGGACGGGAGGAUAAAGAUGGAAACAGCAGGGUCUUUCGGAGCUGGAAGGGCUGCUAGUGUUUUGAACAAAAUCGCCUUUAUUAAACAGCCUCAGACUAUCCUUAGAAUACUGUCGUGGAUCUUCUCCAUGGCGGUCUUUUGCUCCAUUGUGAACGAAGGCUACGUGAACAAUGGGAGCGAGCGGCUGCGGUGCGUCUUCAAUAGGAACAACGACGCCUGCAACUACGGCAUCGUGGUCGGCGUCGGCGCCUUCCUGGCCAGCAUCGGCUUUUUUGCUCUGGACAUCUAUUUCCCACAGAUCAGCAGCGUGAGCGACAGGAAGAAGGCGGUGCUGUUGGACAUUGCCUUCUCAGGUCUCUGGACGUUCCUGUGGUUUGUCGGCUUCUGCUUCCUGGCCAAUCAGUGGCAGCGGACUUCGCAGAAAGAAUUGCUGCUGGGCCAGGGCAAGGUCGCUGCCCGGGCCGCAGUGGCCUUCUCCUUCUUCUCCAUCAUCACCUGGGCCGGGCUGACUGCCAGGGCGGUGCAACGCUACCUGAUGGGCACAGACAUGAGCCUCUUCACCACGGAGCACAUGGAGGAGAAGCCCGUCAGCCAGCCAUACCCGACGCCCGAGGCCACGGUGGAAACCACAGACAUCUACAACACUGCCCCGUUCUCAUCUAACCCGGACGCUGCCCCAAAGGACUUCCAGGUGCCCACUUACUAGGAGUGACCCCCCCCCCCCCCCCCGAGGCUGCCAUUCUCACCUGCAAACAUCUACAGUCAGGAUGAGCUAAAGUACACAAUUUUUUUUUGUAUUUUAGUCACAAUGAAGGUCAUUAGAAUAUGUCGUCUUUGUUUUUGAAGCCCCGCCAAUCCCUUAGUGCAACCAUCCAAUGAAAUCUGUUUGUUCUCCAAGCCCCUCAGCAUCCCCCGCUGCUGCGCGUACCUUUACUCCUAAUGUGCAUGCAUUCAGCUCCCAACCCUUUGAUUUACUGAUUUACUAGGGACAAUAGAAAGUGUGCAGAUUUACGAUACUGUGCAUCCGUAGCACCGGUGCUGCAAACACAGCCGACUCCCAGAAGACCAACAAACAGUUCAGAGACCAUUCCAACCUGGAUGCCCCCCUUAUAUAACACUAAGCACCGCCCACAUGGCUGAGGUAAACCAAUAGAAUGCAAGAUGGGUAAAACUGUCCAUUUUGCUACAUGUUCAGGGGGCCGCAUGACGACCGUCUUGUCCGCACAGAUAGUCAUGUGAACCUAAAGUGACAACUAGAGCCACGUAAAAAACAAGCAAGGUUGUGCCCGUACAACUAAAGCAGAUGCACGUAACACCUGCCAUAACCAGCCAACAUGACAAAGAGAGCAGGCGUUUAUUCAUACGGCUUCCAACAUGCCCCAUUUGCCGGUCCUUUACCAGAGAAAAACUGCCUCUUUUAGCCACCAUUCAGGCGUUCAUGAAGCUGUUUACGUCAGGAGACUGUUUAAUGAGACUCCAGAGACGAAAGGUAGCAUCAGUCAUCGCGUCCUGGAAACGUUUAGCGUAUGGUGUUUUCUGUCAUAUUCAAUAGAUCUCAUAAAUUUAACACAAUAAUGUAAUGACAAGCGAUUAAAGCAGUUAUUCUACAUAUAUCUUUGGAACGAUAUGAAACCAGUUUUGUGCAUUAAAGGUAAAUACUUGGGAAGUGUCAAUCCAUAUGAUUUGUGAUUAAGUGCAAUAUUUAUAGGAUCUGUAAUGCAUUCUAUCAAAAAAAAAAGCUAAAAAUAUAGAUGUAUUUAUGCAAAGUUGUCAAGCUCUGUGAUGUUUCAGAGUCGUAGAAGUGCAAGUUUAUUAUGUACACAGCGUUCCAGAAGAUGGAUUCCAUCCAGGUGUCCAGGAUGGAGACACUGACAGGUCUCGAGCGGGAGAGAAAAGAGGGAAAACGAGCCUGAUUUUCACGAUACUGCUCUUCCUGUCAUCCCACACAUAAGCUCACACUGGACACUGGCUACCCGGCUGUCUGUCCAACCAGCUUGUCUUCUUUGGAAUCCCAGGGGUCUGGAGCCUAUAUUCUGGAAAUAAUGGGCACAAAGCAGGGAAUAACCCAGGACAGGGUGCCAGCCUGUCUCAGGGCACACACCAUUCACACAUGCGCUCACACCUACAGACAAAUUGGUAACUCCAGUUCACCUAACACAGUGGUGUACUGGUUAGUCCUGUUGUCUCCCAAGUCUCUGUGCCUGUGCUGGUUCCAUGUGUAUGGAGUUUGGAUGUUCUCUCUGUGUCAUUGUGGGAUUUCCUCUGGUUCCCCCCCCCCCCCUCAAAUUGUCCAUAGGUGUGCGUGUUUGAGUGAAUGGCGUGUGUGAGUGUGGCCUGCAGUGGGUUGGUGCCCCAUCCUGGGUUGUUCCCUGCCUUGUGCCCAUCCGGACCCCCGGCAACCCUGAAUGGUACAACCGGUUACAGAAAAUAGAUUGAUGUUUUGUGCCUGUGGGGGGGGGGGGAAGCUAAGUACCGAGGGGAAACCCCACGACGACACAGGGAGAGCAUAUACACUCCAUCACAGCCCCCACUAGGCUGCUGAUACUUAAAAAUCAAUUUACUCAUUUACUUGACCAUAUUUGUAAUUCAGAAAUGCCAAAAAGUGUGAAACGAUGUCGGUGCCGUUAGCCUUGCAGUGUAAGUGGAUGGCGGUCAUACACAGAGCGGCGUCGGAACACCCACUGACCCCAGCAAAUCAGGACAAAUGGUUCGGUUUUCUGUUUAUUUGCCCGCCACCCCCUCGUUUAAGGAAGGGAGUGCAGCAGAAAUUACAGGAAAACAUCAGCUUGAAAGCGAAGUCCCUCCCAGUUCUGAAGAAGGCAGCGGCAGCAGGGAAUAUUUUCGUUUUCUUCUGAGAGAUGGUGCAGGAAGCCUGACGUCAUAGUUAAAUGUUCGAAUUAGCCAUUGUAGCAAAUUUUGUACUCCAUUAAAAUACUGCCUUAUGCUUCUGGUAA